UAUUACAAGACAUUAAUUAUCUAUGCUUUUUUACCACAGAAAAGAGAAAAAGGUCGGAUGCGAGUCCAUCAUCUAAACAAUGUGAACAGAGCACUUCAAGUCCUUGAACAAAAUAAUGUAAAACUUGUAAAUAUAAGUAGUAAUGAUAUAGUAGAUGGCAACCCAAAAUUGACAUUGGGUCUUGUUUGGAGCAUUAUUUUACACUGGCAGGUACAUUACCAUUUGAAAGAUCUGAUGUCAGAGCUCCAGCAGACCAACCUGGAGAAGACAUUGCUGGCAUGGUGCAGGCAGAACACUCAGAACUAUUCCGGGGUGGAUGUGAGGAACUUCACAACAUCAUGGUCAGACGGCCUCGCGUUCAAUGCUCUUCUACAUCACUUCAGGCCGGAUUUGUUCGAUUUUGCCAAUGUCACCCGUCGCCACCCCAAUGCAAGACUGGAACAUGCAUUCCGUAUCGCACAGGAGCAGUUUGGAAUUGAAAAACUUCUUGAUCCUGAAGAUGUGAACACGUCAGUUCCGGACAAGAAGUCAGUUAUGAUGUACGUCAUGUGCCUCUUCCAGUCUCUCCCCCACUCGUCCCUGGAGGUGACAAGCCUCGACUUCCUGCAGUCAGAUACUAGCAGCUCCCUCGCCUCUCCACUGCCUGAGGGUGUGCUGGGCGAGGCGGAGGCCCGGACAUCAAGGCCGGUAAGUCUGGCCACCAACGCCUCUGUGGAACUCGGUGGUUACCAGGUGGCGAUGGAGGAAGUCCUCACCUGGCUACUGGAGGCUGAGGACCGGCUCAGUCAGGACCUCAUGUUGGCGGAGGCUGAUCUUGAGACUAUCAAGGAACAUUUUCACUCUCACGAGGGGUUCCUGUUAGAGUUGUCUGGACAUCAGGAGGGAGUGGGGGCAGUACUAGAGGAGGGAGCAAGAAUGUUGUCUGAGGGAGGUUUGAACAGAGAUGAGGAGGACGAGGUCAGAGUGCAAAUGAGGUUGCUGAAUUCCAGAUGGGAAGCUUUACGCCUGAAAGCCAUGGAGAAGCAAGCAAGUAUCCAUGGGCUGCUGAUGGGUGCUCAGCAGAAGCAACUGGAGUCUCUACGAGAGUGGCUGACUGCCACCGAGGACCGGAUCUCCCGUAUGUCACAAACUGGUCCAGACCUGUCGGACCUGCACAGUCAGCUGGCCACUCAUUGUGAGCUACAGCAAGACCUUCAAUGCCAGCAGAAGACCGUAGAUGCAUUGUGCAAUCUGGUUGUCGUUGUAGACGAUAACGCUGCAGAUAAUAUGUACUCUGCAAUGGAGGACCAGUUGGCAGCACUGGGAGAACGUUGGGAGCACAUCUGCCAAUGGACGGAAGAGCGAGGGACUCUACUGCAGCAGCUGACCUCCACUGCUAGCCAUCUUCACGACCAGGUCACCUGGUUGCAGAACUGGCUGCAGUCCAAGGAAACAGUGCUGAAGCAGAUGGAGGCUGAGCCUGCCACUGAGAUGGGAGUCAUUCUGGAUAGGAUCAAACAACUCCAGAUUCUAAGGCAGCAAAUGGACGCUCAACAGAAGAGGCUAGUGAAUAUUCAGGAGGCGGCCCAGGAUCUGAGCACAAGGAUGUCACCCCCCGGGGGUGGCGGAGACCUGGAGAAGAUAGAGGCUCUGCAGGAUCGCUGGGACGCUCUUGUCAUGAUCAUGGAAAUGCAGUCCCAGAGAAUUACAAAUUCUGGAUUUGAGGUGACUCCAGUGAUAGGAGACAGCUCAGCCACUGUCAGCAGUAGUUUAGCUUGGGAGGAGACCUCACCUUCCUCAGACGGCCAGGGUAGCUGGAAAAGGAGACGUGUGGAGGCCGGAAGAAGCCAGGCUGAGCUGGAGACUGCGGUGACGGAGUACGACAAGUGGCGGAGUACAGUAGAGCACCUGACAGACUCUCACUGUGACAGUGGCAGGAUGCAGCAGCUGGUAGCAGAGUGGCACGGUCGCCAGCACCAGAUGGACCACCUCUCACAACUCGCUCAAGCCCACAUUCAGCAGAUCAUCACCGAUGGAGGAUCCCCAGAAGCAGAAGAGAGGCGGUUCUCCGAGAUCUCUAGCAGUUUCGAGAGCCUAGGUCAGAAGCUGCAACACACCCUCGCUCAGGCACAGCAGAGAGAGCAGCUACAGCAGGAGCAGCAGAAUGUACAGUCUGUGAUAGAAGGGUACAGUCAGUGGUUGGCUGAUAAUGCUGACUCCGCUACUAUUGACAACUGUGUGGCAAAAAUAAAGGCCCUUGAGUCACAGAAAGACCGUCUUCUCACACUUCAGGAGAGUACUAAAGACUUUUGUUCGAAUUUCCCCACUGGAGAUGAAUCAAAAGAGGUCUCAGAGAAAACCCAGAAGUUAACCUCUGAAUGGAAUGCCAUAUCAAAUAAACUGGCUGAUCUCCAAAGGGAGUUGAAUGAGAAAAGCCCAGUUGUGAAGUAUACAGAGGCCAAAACCAAUCUGAUGAAGUGGAUCAACGAUGUAGAAGGCAUGCUGCUCUCGGAGCAUGUAGUGCUCACCCACCCCCAGGCUAUGGAGCAGCAGCUUGUCAAGUUUCAGGAUCUGGAGAAGAGCAUUUCUGAGCAGAAGGCCAGUUAUGACUCUGUCAACUCUGCUGGCAAAGAGUUGCUGCAACGGGCGUCCAACGAGCGACUACAGGAAGAGCUGCAAGAAUUGACAUCUCGCUGGACCGACAUCCCACUCCUGCUGGUCGAGCGGCGGACAAAGCUGCAAAAAGACAUUGCAAGAAUCCAACAACUCAAAGGUGACAUGGAGAAUGUAGAGGCUUGGCUUCAACAAGCUGAAGGUUUCCUUGCCAAUGUUGACAUCACUUCAAUGCCUCUGUCAUCAUUGGAAGCUCAUUUACAACGUUCUCAGGACCUCUUGGAUGAAGCUGAGAAAAUUGAGCCAACAGUUAAAAAUAUUGGAAACACUUGUGAUGAUUUAAUAAAUUCAGGUGCAGAAGCUAGCUUUAUUAAUGAAAUCAACAGCAGUGUAACCAAUCUUACAAAUAGAUGGAAUACAGUGAUCAAGAAGCAGGCUGUGGACUGCAAAGACAAAAUCAACCAGGCAUUCACAAAAUUCAGUCAGGUAUCAACUGGCCUACAGGAGCUCAGCAGCUGGUUGGACUCAGUGGAGACAACAGCCACUGGUGAUUUGGCAGGCAUACAUUCUCCAUCAGAACUGUCCAAGGUCAAAGCCAAAUUCCAGUCACUGAAGGAGAACAUGGAACAUAGAUCUUCAAUGCUAGACAACCUCACAAAACUGGGAAACAAAAUUGCUACCUCUCACAAUGGUGAUGGUGUUGAAGAGUUAAGCAAUAAAAUCUCACAAAUCAACUCAAAGUGGACAACGAUUAUGGACAGUGUGUCACAGAAGUACAAAUUCUUGCAAGACGCCAAUAACCAGUAUGGGGAGUUCAGAGUGCUUGGUUCUGAACAAAGGGGUGAGAACAGUGACAGCCAUGGACUAUGCACACCACUGUGCGGCAGUUCCAUGUCAGCGGGCAGCUGGGCGCCGAGCGACAGACACGUAUUAACAACAGAUGGCCGAGUCAUCUGA
Molecule: messenger RNA, 3549 nt
Organism: Homalodisca vitripennis (glassy-winged sharpshooter)
Lineage: Eukaryota; Metazoa; Arthropoda; Insecta; Hemiptera; Cicadellidae
Product: dystrophin-like
Exons: 21
Coding region: 58-3549 (1163 amino acids)
Biological process (GO): synaptic signaling
Cellular component (GO): plasma membrane
Molecular function (GO): protein binding
Source: RefSeq, a predicted model, not a curated record